Messenger RNA from Helianthus annuus (common sunflower), 1159 nucleotides. RefSeq names its product peroxidase 64. Bases 64 to 1008 code for a protein of 314 amino acids. Gene Ontology annotation, molecular function: peroxidase activity; heme binding. The transcript is spliced from 4 exons. The record is from RefSeq and is a predicted model, not a curated record. Gene Ontology annotation, biological process: response to oxidative stress; hydrogen peroxide catabolic process. NCBI's taxonomy places the organism in Eukaryota, Viridiplantae, Streptophyta, Magnoliopsida, Asterales, Asteraceae. Gene Ontology annotation, cellular component: plasmodesma; plant-type cell wall.
UGUACAAAUAGACCAUUAAAUCAUGAAUUCCAUGCAACUCCAUUGAAUGUAAACAAAGUAAGCAUGGCUGCAUUUUUAAGCUCAUUGCUCAUUUUCUCAUUAUUUUCUUUUGGAACUUCAUUGACCUCAAAUUAUUACCAAAAAACAUGCCCUGCUGUGGAAUCAUUAGUCCGGAAAGCGGUAACCGACGCAACAAAACGUGACAAAACCGCCCCGGCGGGGCUCCUUCGGAUGCAUUUCCACGACUGUUUUAUACGGGGGUGUGAUGGUUCGGUUUUGUUGAGUUCUAAGGGUAAUAACAAAGCUGAAAAAGAUGGUCCGCCUAAUGUUUCGCUGCAUGCGUUUUAUGUUGUUGAUAACGCGAAAAGAGCUGUUGAAUCUGUGUGUCCUGGUGUGGUCUCAUGUGCGGAUAUCUUGGCCUUAGCUGCAAGAGAUGCAGUUGUGGUGUCUGGAGGACCAUCUUGGGUUGUGCCUAAAGGAAGAAAAGAUGGAAGAAUAUCCAAAGCAAGUGAAACCAUACAACUACCAGCUCCCACCUUCAACAUUUCUCAACUUCAACAAAGUUUCUCUCAGAGAGGUCUCUCCUUAGAAGAUCUAGCAGCACUUUCAGGAGGGCAUACUCUCGGGUCCUCGCAUUGCUCGUCUUUCAACAACAGAAUCCACAACUUCAACUCGACAACUGACAUCGACCCGUCACUCCAUCCAUCAUUUGCUGCAAGCUUAAGACGCGUUUGCCCUGCCAAAAACAAUGCAAAGAAAGCAGGAGUCGCAAUGGAUCCUUCGUCUUCUACUUUUGAUAAUACAUAUUACAAAUUAAUCUUGCAGCACAAAGUUUUAUUUUCUUCAGAUAAUGCUUUGCUCAAUUCCCCUAAGACCAGAAGUUUGGUAUCUAAGUUUGCUAGCACAAAUGAUGCUUUUUCGAAAGCGUUUGUCAAGUCGAUGAUCAAAAUGAGUAGCAUCACCGGGGGCGGUCAGGAGAUCAGGAAGAACUGUAGGGUUGUAAACUAAUUAAGCAAUUAGCCAACCUAUGAAGAUGUACACAUUGUAUGUAACUAUGCUUGAACAUUGAAAUUUUAUGCGGCUCAUGUAAUAUAUGUAAAAUAAAUUAAAAUAUGAAUUUGUUAUGAUAAUGAAGGGCAAGUUGUCAAAUCUUUAGGCU